Molecule: messenger RNA, 987 nt
Organism: Colletotrichum lupini
Lineage: Eukaryota; Fungi; Ascomycota; Sordariomycetes; Glomerellales; Glomerellaceae
Exons: 7
Coding region: 1-987 (328 amino acids)
Source: RefSeq, a predicted model, not a curated record
AUGGUUUCCCGCCCUGAGGCACAUUUACAAUUUGCAAUACAGGCCCACGGAAAGCAAGAAAGGAAAACCAAGAGGAAAAGAGGCUUUAACGGCAUCCAAACACAAAUUCAACUAUCCCUGGCGAUAGAUACCGUCCCUCACCUGCCGUCCUCCCAGUAUCCUGGCCCGAUGGGAAGUCCCGCGUCAACAACCUUCAGACGGACGGACAUCUUAUGCCGCAAUCUUCCCCGACUUCUUGCGUACCUCAAUUUGGUCAAAUACUCCCGUCUUCCGCGGUUCGCUCCAUCCUGGCCCCAAACUCCCCUCUCGUGGGCACUGCCAACUUGGGAGAGCAGAUCCCCGGCUGGGCUUGAGAUAGGACAUCUGUGGUGGAAACAUCACACACGCACACUCAACUGUUACUGCGUACGGAUACUGCGCCUGUCCGUGCCUCCUCACCGCACGCAGCAGGACCUGACACGGCCAACCGCCAGAGGCACCGGUAUCGCGGUUUUCGGGACCUCCGCCGCCCUACAGUCAGCAGGUAGCCAGUGGAUUGCUUCAACUCUCCUCUGGUUGGAUGCCACUGCCGGCCCUCUCCACUCGUCAGCGGGGAUCAUGAACGUCAGGAGAGCGAGAGAGAGCAACCUGGAACUAUCUCAGACUCUCACUCUCACUGAGUUACCUUCAUUUCGGCGCCAAUCGCCUGGCAUCCACGACAAGGCGACCCUCACUGCCUUCACUCUCCAUUCGCAAGCGGAUGAACAGCCCUGCAUCUUUCUGCAACCUGCCACUAGAACCGCACACUACUGCAGAGUCACAGGAGGACCUCACCCUUGGGGCGGCGGGCCUGCCAAGUCAUUGACAGUUGAACGCUGGACUCUACGGAAUAGAGUGACUGGGCUCGCUCAAGCAUCCUGCACGUUGUCAAAACAAGCCGCCAAAAGCCCGCGCACAAGCCAGACAGAGUUCACACUUGCCAUUUGCAGUCAUAACCUUCACAUUUAG